AUGGACCUGGACAGGCUGGAGAGCUGGGAAGGGAAAAACCUCAUGAGGCUCAACAAGGGCAAGUGCAGGGUCCUGCACCUGGGGAGGGAGAACCCCAGGGACCAGUACAGGCUGGAGCAAACCUUGGGAACAGUUGAACUGACUGUUUCUGGUGCUAAACUGGGAAGCUGGGGCAGGGCAGGCACGGCCAGCAGGGUGGCCAAGCUGGUUCUGAACAAAACCAGUGUGGGGGACCAUAAAUUCAGCGCCCACCGCAUCGUGCUGGCAGCCUCCAUCCCCUACUUCCAUGCCAUGUUCACCAAUGACAUGAUGGAGUGCAAGCAGGAGGAGAUUGUCAUGCAGGGCAUGGAUCCCAGUGCUCUGGAGGCUCUGAUCAACUUUGCCUACAAUGGUCACCUGGCCAUAGACCAGCAGAACGUCCAGUCCCUGCUGAUGGGGGCGAGUUUCCUGCAGCUGCAGAACAUCAAGGAUGCUUGUUGCACCUUCCUAAGAGAGAGGCUGCACCCCAAGAACUGCCUGGGGGUGAGGCAGUUUGCAGAGACCAUGAUGUGUGCUGUGCUCUACGACGCUGCCAACAGCUUCAUCCACCAGCACUUCGUGGAGGUCUCCAUGUCUGAAGAGUUCCUGGCCCUGCCUUUUGAAGAUGUCCUGGAGCUGGUUUCUAGGGAUGAGCUCAACGUGAAGUCUGAGGAGCAGGUGUUUGAAGCUGCCUUGGCUUGGACACGGUACGACCGGGACCAGCGCGAGUCCUUCCUCCCCGAGCUCCUCUCCAAAAUCCGCCUCCCCCUCUGCAGGCCCCAGUUCCUCACUGACCGUGUCCAGCAGGACGACCUGGUCCGGUGCUGCCACAAAUGCAGGGAUCUGGUGGAUGAGGCAAAAGAUUAUCACCUGAUGCCCGAGCGCCGCCCGCACCUCCCGGCCUUCAAGACGCGCCCGCGGUGCUGCACGUCCAUCGCGGGGCUGAUCUACGCCGUGGGGGGGCUGAACUCUGCAGGUGACUCCCUGAACGUGGUGGAGGUGUUUGACCCCAUUGCCAACCGUUGGGAGAAGUGCCAGCCCAUGGGCACGGCCCGGAGCAGGGUGGGGGUGGCCGUGCUCAACGGGCUGCUCUACGCCAUCGGCGGCUACGACGGGCAGCUCAGGCUCAGCACUGUGGAGGUCUACAACCCUGAGCUGGACUCCUGGUCCAAAGUGGAAAGCAUGAACAGCAAGAGAAGUGCCAUGGGGACGGUGGUGCUGGAUGGGCAGAUCUACGUCUGCGGGGGCUACGAUGGCAACUCCUCCCUCAACUCUGUGGAGUCCUACUCUCCAGAAACCAACAAGUGGACAGUGGUGACCCCCAUGAGCUCCAACCGCAGCGCCGCCGGAGUCGCCGUCUUCGAGGGCCGGAUCUACGUGUCGGGGGGACACGAUGGGCUGCAGAUCUUCAGCAGU
Messenger RNA from Chaetura pelagica (chimney swift), 1434 nucleotides. RefSeq names its product kelch-like family member 18 (gene KLHL18). Gene Ontology annotation, molecular function: protein binding. The annotation marks the transcript as partial. The transcript has 10 exons. Lineage: Eukaryota; Metazoa; Chordata; Aves; Apodiformes; Apodidae. The record is from RefSeq and is a predicted model, not a curated record.